Dichotomopilus funicola is the source of this 1191-nucleotide messenger RNA. Its product is annotated as ankyrin repeat-containing domain protein. Gene Ontology annotation, molecular function: protein binding. The transcript has 6 exons. NCBI's taxonomy places the organism in Eukaryota, Fungi, Ascomycota, Sordariomycetes, Sordariales, Chaetomiaceae. The record is from RefSeq and is a predicted model, not a curated record. Bases 1 to 1191 code for a protein of 396 amino acids.
AUGCGACUCCUCAACACAGCUACCGGCAAACUCGAGACGUUUAGCGACGCAGACACGCCGCUUUACGCCAUUCUCUCUCACCGAUGGACCUCCAACAAAAUUACUUUCCAAGACCUCCACGACCCACACGUCCAACGGAAGGAGGGCUACUCCAAAAUCUCGAACUCCUGCCGCAUCGCCGCCAAAAACGGCCUCGACUACCUCUGGAUCGAUACCUGCUGCAUCGACAAGACAAACAGCACCGAACUCUCCACGGCAGUCAACUCCAUGUACCAGUGGUACCGCGACGCGGUCGUGUGCUUUGCCUAUCUCUCAGACGUUCCCGCAGUAGAUUUCGCCCGGAGCUUGUGGUUCACCCGCGGUUGGACCCUCCAAGAGCUCCUCGCCCCAUCCACCAUUCUCCGGGGUUGUGACCUGAGCCUGGCCAGCAAUGCGCAAAAGAUGUCAUGGGCCGCGAACCGGGUGACGACGGUUACCGAGGACCUGGCCUAUUGUUUGAUGGGCAUUUUCGGGAUCAACAUUCCCAUGCUCUAUGGGGAGGGGGGAAAAUCAUUCCUUCGACUCCAAGAGGAGAUCCUCAAGACCACUGACGACUUCAGCUUGUUUGUGUGGAAGGAGGACGGGGCGACGGUUGACCUCUCCGAUAGAAACGGGUUAACAAUGACGCCACCGCUUCGGGCCGCCGCUGAAGGUCACGUCGAGAUGGCGAGACUUUUGUUACAGGAGGGGGUAGACCGAGAGGCGAGGGACAAGAACGGACGUUCAAAAAUGGUCAUGUUUUUGCUAGACCAAAGGGUAGACCUUGAGGCUCCGGAUGUGGACAACCGAACAUGCCUGGCGCAUGCGGCAAUCUAUGGAUGCUGUGAGGCCAUGUCCAUUGUCAUCAGCAGAAAAGCCGAUUUGGAGACGAGAGAUAACGAUGGCUUGACGCCGUUGGCGUUAGCGGCCAGCCGUGCCAAAUCCAACAUUGAGGCCCUCGAUAGGAAUGGCUGGACACCGAUCUUCUGGGCUGUGGGAAAGGGGCACCGGGAAACAGCGAAUGUGUGUGACCAUCUUAAGGUCACGGUACUGUCUCACGCGGAAAGGCGCCAACGCGGUGACAUUAUAAAGCUCCUUCAUCAUCAUCGUCGUCGCACAGAGAGAGGAAAUCAAGUGGGCGGUGAGGGAAAUAGUGGGAUCUAUAUGCUCUAA